GAGAGUCAGGGAAAAAGAGGUAGACUAAAAGAGGGAUAGGGAAAGAGAAGGAGAGGGAGAGAGAGCGAGAGAGGGAGGGAGAAAGAGAGAGCUGAAGCAGCAUCAUUUUAACCCUUUCUGCAAGGAAUGUCAAGCGCAGAUGGUAAAAAUUUGCCUCUCGCACAUCAGGAAAGGACAGCCAUCUCACCAGUCGCGUCUGCGUCAAACAAAGAACUGUUUUUCCCACAAGGACUUUCUUCAGCAGAGAAAGGGCAGAGAGAGGGUGGUCUUCACAGGAUAAUGCACUUUCAGCACACGCACUGAGGAGCUGAUGAGCUGCGCUCGGGAGCUUUAAAUCAGCUGUGUAGGUGCUUUUUGGGAAGAGCCCCCAACUUUAUGCGCUAGACAUGUUUGGAUACCGUAUAUAAAUACAAACAGAACGGAAUUCGCCGCUCCUGGACCUUCACGGGUAAUUUCUUCAUUAGAAGCCAUGGCAGCGAGUCAUGCCUUCCUCGUCCUCCUCUGUCUGAUUGCCUGUAGCACUUCUGAGGGUACUGCUCAGGAGGAAAUCCCACCUCCUCCUCGUGGCUGUGGCUCCAGCAUCGCACCCGCCUACCGGGUCCUGUGUGAUUUAGAGUCAGUGUGGGGUGUGGUGGUGGUAGCGGUGGCCUGCGGAGGUGCUGUUACAGCCAUCAUUCUAGCCACGCUGCUCCUGGCUAAGCUAAAAAUGGUCACGGAGCAGGAGCGCCGCUGUGGCGUGGGGCCUCUUCUCCUGCUGUUGCUGGGUGUCGUGUGCCUCUUUGGCCUUUCCCCAGCUUUUCUAGUUGGCCGAGGUGAGGUGCUGUGCGUGGCCCGUCGCAGCCUGUGGGGGUCGCUGUUUGCACUAUGUUUCUCCUGCCUCUUGGUCCAGGGGGUACGACUACGACGGCUGGCAGCCGGGAAGCGGAGCCCUGCAGGGAGUUCCCUUUCCUUACUGGCGCUGGGGCUCACAAUGGUGCAAGGCAUGCUGGCUGGCGAGUGGCUGCUGCUCACGGUGGCACGUGAGGGCCGGGCUGCGUGCGACUACCUGCCCUUGGACUUCACACUGGCAGGGAGCUAUGCGUUAGGCCUGCUGCUGGCCGCCACGGGGCUUUCACUCACUGUGGUGCUUUGCGGUGGAAGGGGCAGCGAGGACGCAAGCAAGAGACGGAGGCGUAAAUGGAGGUGCAACGGCGUGUGGCUCUUCCUCACCUGCCUCUCUUCCCUUCUUCUGUUGGUGGGCUGGCUCACGUUCUAUAUCUAUGGCAAUGCGGCCAUUUCGACCAGGGCGUUCCGUCUCCGAGGCAACAAGGUAACGGACUGGGACGAGCCCGCACUCGCCGUCGCCUUGGUGACGGUUGGCUGGGCACUGCUGUUGUUCCACGCUAUACCAGAAACGCACCUGUGCCUGAGGCCGGCUGCCGGUCAGAGGAGUGAGGAGGCGGGGCAGGAUUCCUACUACGAUGCACGCCAACCUCCCACAGCGACGCAGGGUUACCAUGAUGACGAGGCCCCGACAGCCAAUCACAGGGCAGCUUACGCGGAAAGGCAGGCAUUCACCGUGGAGGAGCAGCACACUGCAGCUAUACAGGCUGGGGGGUACCAUGCUGGUGUAAUCAGGCCCACGCCUGUACCUUUCCGCAGCCAUGUGUACCAGCCCACUGAGAUGGCCCUGCUCAUGAAUGGAGGAACGAUUCCCACUGCCCCCCCAAACUACACCGGAAGGCACUUGUGGUGAAACCAGACAGCUAUCUAAAAACACAGCUCACCUGUCACCUGGACAAAAGCACCUUAGACGAUGUCACAUAUUUGAAGGGUAUGGAAAGAUGGUCCCGUGGUGAAGUAAUAGUACUCUUCAAGCUGUGCCCAAGCUUUCGUGUAAUAUUGUAAUAAAUGACUUACCUGAACGUGAGUGGUGUUUUCAGUGUUGAUGAGGCGAUGAUUUUUGCACUGGUUCGUCAAAGUCACUUAUAGUCAGAGACAGACCAGAUGACUUUGAGGUAAAGGUACUGUAUUAUUAUCAGCUAGCCAGUAACGCCUGUCUUCUAUUACCUACUAGGCACUAUUUGAGAUACAUUUACCAAUAAUCCUUUAAAUAUUUGGGCUACAUUUACCAAUAAUUUAAUAACUUAAUAAUAAUAAUAAUAUUCAAUAAUAUUUUAAUAAUAAUUUAUAUUCUAAAGAAGAACUUCUUUUUUUCUCUUCUCAAACAUUUGUUUACUUAGGCAUUAUAUGGUGGAUUACUUAGCUAUUACUCACUUAUUAAUCCAGAGAUGGAGCCAGUCCAAAUUGUGAUGAACUUUUUCUUUCUCUUUUUUUUUUACCACCUUGAUGUUUUUUACCACCUUGAAUUUCAACAUCUCUUAAAUGCUUUUGUAAAUGGUAGUUUUGAUAAGAAGGUCUGACGUGAUGUUUUUAUUUAUUUAUGCUAAUCAGGGAUGUGUUUAUGUGCACUUUAAGACAUGAUGCUGUACUCCAUACCUUUGUUGAUUUUCUCUUCAAUCGUUUUCUCUUCUAAAUGAAUUUUCUAACAUACCGAAAGGCAAAGGAAUUCACAAAAAAGGCAUUUUGUAGCUAUUUUGUGAGUGCAGUACUGAGUAGCCUUUGUCGUGUUUUGAAUAAGCUGGCUAUUUUAAAUGGUGAGAGAAUGUAAGUAGCACUUUAACCAGACAUUAAUGUUUAUUGUCAGUGCUAUUGUGGAUAGUUUGAUGUCAACGGUGUAAAUUUUAUUUGCACGCUUUGCUAAUCGGCUUCACCUCCUCCUGGACACCCCCUUGGUUCGUGAAUUUGGACUGCUCCAAUGUUGCCUAACCUGAGGGGGGGGGGUGCUUUUGUGUGACAAAUAUUUAUCACUUUAGUGACAAAACAUGGUUUGAAUUUGUUGUACAAGUAACAUGCACAUUCAGAGAGUACAGUCGUGCUAAAUAAACGGUGCAAUUCACUUGU
Pygocentrus nattereri (red-bellied piranha) is the source of this 2943-nucleotide messenger RNA. It is a transcript of the gene gprc5bb, whose product is annotated as G protein-coupled receptor, class C, group 5, member Bb. The transcript is spliced from 4 exons. Gene Ontology annotation, biological process: G protein-coupled receptor signaling pathway. Gene Ontology annotation, cellular component: intracellular membrane-bounded organelle; plasma membrane; extracellular exosome. The coding region runs from base 470 to 1735 and encodes 421 amino acids. Lineage: Eukaryota; Metazoa; Chordata; Actinopteri; Characiformes; Serrasalmidae. The record is from RefSeq and is a predicted model, not a curated record. Gene Ontology annotation, molecular function: protein kinase activator activity; G protein-coupled receptor activity; protein kinase binding.